GCGCGUGGCGCCGCCGCCGAGCCCGCCGAGUCCACCGCCGCCGCCGCCGAGCCCGCCACCGCCGCGUCCGAUACCGCCGCCGCCGAGCCCACCGCCGCCGCCGAGUCCGCCGCCGCCGCCAAAGGUUGAUUGCGAAGGCUCGCACGGCGACCGCGCGACGGGUCUGUAUCAGCAAUACAACGAGAGGUGCACCGAUGAUGAGGGCGUGCCGGCGAACUGCGUCGGUGAGCGCGGAUGUCAGUUCUGUCACCUCGCGGAGACGCCCGCGGCGAAGAGUGGGUCGACGGAAAAGUGCACCGCGUGGGUCUGCUCGAAGUACGACGUCACCGGUUGCCUCGGCGUGGCAAAGCGAAGUGUGAAGAAGCACUACGACAUCGGCGACUGUAAGAACGACGUGGGCAAUCGUAACGUCGGCAGACACGUGUUCCGAGAUUGGGACUGCGCGAACGACGAAGGUGUGCCGAGCGCGUGUCAGAAACCGGGAGAGACGCCGUGUAGACUUUGCCUGUUGAAAUCCGCCGAGUCGAAACUUGAGGGAUGGCCGCAUUGUCCGGAAGCGGUGUGCCACUUUAUGAACAUCGACGAAGAAGAGUGUCCAGGGAUCGACUACGUGCCAAAGAUCAGUAAGAAACGCCAUCAUCACAAGAAGAGCGAGGAAGAGGAAGAGGAAGAGGAGCCGAAAUCGAAGAAAUCAAAAAAGGUCGCGGAGGACGACGAUGCAGACGCAGAAGAGGAAACCUCGUCGAAGAAACAUUCAAAGAAGCACUCGACAAAAUCGAGCGACGACGAAGACGACGAUACCGCUGAGUUGGGGAAGAAAACGAAGCAUCAUCAUUCGCACAAACACAAGAAAGCGGAGGAAGUCGACGACGCAGAGGAUGAAGACGAUGAAUAA
This is a messenger RNA of Ostreococcus tauri, 895 nucleotides long. RefSeq names its product unnamed product. The record is from RefSeq and is a predicted model, not a curated record. Lineage: Eukaryota; Viridiplantae; Chlorophyta; Mamiellophyceae; Mamiellales; Bathycoccaceae. The annotation marks the transcript as partial. The transcript has a single exon.